Coccinella septempunctata (seven-spotted ladybird) is the source of this 998-nucleotide messenger RNA. Its product is annotated as mpv17-like protein. Bases 217 to 798 code for a protein of 193 amino acids. The record is from RefSeq and is a predicted model, not a curated record. Gene Ontology annotation, cellular component: membrane; cytoplasm. Lineage: Eukaryota; Metazoa; Arthropoda; Insecta; Coleoptera; Coccinellidae. The transcript has 4 exons.
GGUUGUCAGUUGUCAUUGUCAAUCAGUUUGAAAUGUAAAAUGUAAUCAAUGUAAACGAAAAGAAAUAUCUAAUAUUUAUUGCUAGUUCUAUAAUAUAGUCGAAAAUUAUAUUAACUCUUUGAUACAAUAUAGAUUUUGUGCCCUCUAUACUUUUGAAUAAUGAGAAUCUUUCAGUAAAUUAACAUAAGUCCAAUCCUACAGUUGAAUCUGACCUAAAUGGGUGCAUUGUCAAAAGUAGUCAGGGUAUUUGAUACCUAUCCCUUUAGUCGAGGUCUCUUAUCAUAUACUAUCAUAUUUCCCUCCUCAUGUUUGAUUCAACAAACUCUGGCUGGAAAUACCUGGGAGACAUAUGACUGGAAAAGAGUUUUUCGAUUCUGGAUAUAUGGAACUUUCUUUCUAGCACCUGUAGGAUAUGGCUAUGUCAAAAUUAUGUCAAAAUGGUUACCAAACUCAGAUUUGAGAUCUAAUAUUAAGAGGGUUAUCGUAGACCAAACAACCUAUUCCCCUUUAAUGACAGGUGCAUUUUUCGGUGGUAUGUCCCUUCUUGAAGGAAAAGAUUUGAAAGGUGCGAAAGAAGAGAUAGAGAAGAAGUUUCUGCCAACAUAUAAGGUUGGAAUAUUCUUCUGGCCAGUGCUGCAAACGAUUAAUUUCGCCUGGGUGCCAGAAAAGAAUCGUGUACCUUAUGUCAGCGCGUGUAGUUUAGUUUGGUGUUGUUUCCUUUCUUACAUGCAUCAGCUGCGAAUGAAGAACCAGGAAAAACAGUCGGUUGAAAUGAACCGCGAAGCAAUAGGUAAUUGACGACUUGGAUGACAUACUAGGCAAUUGUAAACAAUUUAUUUAACACUAGAGCAAUUCCAUUGAAAGUGAUAUUUGUUAUGUAUUGAAAUUUUAUUUUCUGUUGAUCUGACUCAGUUCGAAUACCAUUAUAAGAUAAUUCUGAUUAGAAUUAAUUGUGCAUUGUGAGUUUAAAAAUAAAUUAUCGAUGUCGAACGAAAGUA